Planococcus citri (citrus mealybug) is the source of this 834-nucleotide messenger RNA. Its product is annotated as large ribosomal subunit protein uL13-like. Gene Ontology annotation, molecular function: mRNA binding; structural constituent of ribosome. The record is from RefSeq and is a predicted model, not a curated record. Gene Ontology annotation, cellular component: ribosome; cytosolic large ribosomal subunit. The transcript has 5 exons. Gene Ontology annotation, biological process: translation; negative regulation of translation. Bases 153 to 791 code for a protein of 212 amino acids. NCBI's taxonomy places the organism in Eukaryota, Metazoa, Arthropoda, Insecta, Hemiptera, Pseudococcidae.
CUCAAAAUUUUUUAUCACGAGGCGACAACAAGACGGCCAUCGCCAUACGAUUUUUUUAUUUCAGAAAUCAAAAAAAUCUAAUUAAUUUACGUAUGGUUGAGAUUUAAACGUUUUUUAAUUUGUAAAUAUUCAUCGUCUUUGAUUCCGCACUCAUGCCGCGACGUGGAGUUCAACCCCAAGGGUUAUUCAGCAAGAGGCUGUAUAUCGAUGGUAAAGAUCAUUUAUUAGGAAAAUUGGCUUCCUAUGUCGCCAAAGCUUUACUUCAAGGUAAUCGCGUCGUAGUCUUCAAUUGCGACAAGAUCAACAUCGCUGGAAGUUUUUACAGAAAUAAAAUUAAGUACUUGUCGUUCUUACGUAAACGCUGUAACGUCAAUCCAGCCAGAGGACCUUAUCAUUACCGUGCUCCUAGAUGUAUUUUCCGUAAAUGUGUUAGAGGUAUGAUCCCUCACAAAACCACUCGCGGUGACCGUGCUCUUAAACGUCUCAGAACUUUUGAAGACAUUCCCGCCCGAUACACUAAACAGAAAACUUUCGUCGUACCUCUCGCCAUGCGUGUACUAUCUUUGCAACUCGGAAGAAAAUACUGCACCAUUGAUCGUCUAUCGCACGAAGUCGGCUGGAAAUACAAACACGUCAUCGAAGAUUACGGAAAGAGAAGGGUCAAGAGAGAAGAGCUCAACGCUAAGAAAUUAGCUGUGAAGAGGAAAUUAACCAGAAAAGCAAAGAAAGUUGCGAAGAAAGCAUUGGAACCUUACAACGAGAUCAUUCGACAAUAUGGAUAUCACGCUUAAAUCUUACGACUUGUUUUUAUCUAAUAAACCAUUGUAAAAAAUU